AUGCACGACCAAUCCCAAUCUCCGUUCUUCUUGCUGCCCGCCGAGCUGCGGGAACAGAUCUAUCAUUUCAGUCUGGUCGUCGACCGACCAAUCCUCAAUGCCGCCACGACUCUCCUCGUGCCUGCGGAUGAAAGGGACAUCCCGCCUCUCGGACUCGCUCUUCGACGGACAUGUCGACGCAUUUAUGCCGAAUUGCAUAUAGAUGUUGUGUUCAGCGGCAACGACUUCAGCUUCACACGCCCGAUGCUAGCGUCCUGGUUCCUCGGUCAUUUGACUCCAGCACAGCAUCAAUCGAUCCGGACUCUGAUCGUCGACCUCAGCGACCUCGAGCAUGGAGGUGGCGAAGGAGGGGUCGCCGCUGGAGCGAACGGCCUGACUGUGGGCGGUCGAUGGCUGCACUAUUUAGGAUGUACGCCUACCAUGCACGAUAGCACUCGGGACUGCAUGUAUAAAGCAGAGACUCUGGUGACGGAUCUUCCACAUAUUGAGACUUUGGUUCUGGAUAUCGUGCGACUCCAGGACUUGGCGGAUGAGGCACCGGGGCUGAUGUUCGAUCGUGCAUGCGUGGAUCGGUUGCUUUAUAAAUUGGUUGUGGAGACAUGGAGCGGGUAUGAGGAUACGAGUUGGUCAUCUAAUCUACGGGACAUUGUACUCGUUGGACGAACAAACUCGGGACGCAUCGUCAGGAAAUCAAUUUUUGGAGAUGCGAAUCCUACCUCUGGAAUAGAUCGCGAUAGUCGUCGAUGGACGCACGUCCGACAGUAUGAGAAACGCGAUCUGUACAAGACCUUCGCCGUACACACAAACGGCCGGAUCAAAGCACCUGGGGAGAAGAACAACGUAUCGACAACGACCAGCCACGAGAACGAACGCGGGAUGCUAUCGCUAGGCAAAGGCGGCGAGUACCUCCUCUGGACACCCAGUGCGAGCAAUAGUUCUUUAUGUCGCAGAAUCCGGAUGAGCGAUGUGAGUCAUCUCGACGUGCGAAAGCGGCCGCAGUACGGGACGCUGGGUCUGGCGAAUCUUGUUGUUGUGGUUGGGGAGGAUGUCGCGAGGUAUGAGUUUGAAUGUUGUGUGAAUGGUUUACCGCUUGAGGGGGAGGGAGAGUGGUAUGAUGAGAUGCUUGAGGCGUUGGUAGUGGCGUGGGUUUGUUGGCGGCGGGUGCCGAGGGGUGUAUCGGGAUUCCAGCAGUAUGAUCCUCCUACAAAUGUUGAGAUGUGA
Messenger RNA from Recurvomyces mirabilis, 1221 nucleotides. RefSeq lists its product as uncharacterized. NCBI's taxonomy places the organism in Eukaryota, Fungi, Ascomycota, Dothideomycetes, Mycosphaerellales, Teratosphaeriaceae. The coding region runs from base 1 to 1221 and encodes 406 amino acids. The transcript has a single exon. The record is from RefSeq and is a predicted model, not a curated record.